GCCGCAUCAUGGACCUGUGGCACCAGCACGAGGUGGAAAGCGUGCUCCAGCAUCUGCUCUCCAACCCCGAGGCGGUGCUGCCCUUGCCGACCCCCCUGUUCGUGGCCGCGCUCGAGGCGUUGUGCCGCUUCUCGGUGCCGAAGGAGGUGCCGCUCAGGCUCGUGGCGGCGUUCCUCGACCGCGUCGACCGCGGCGAGAGAGAGGUGCAAGGUGAGCAGUGGGUUGACCUGCUGUGUUCCAUCCGGCCGCUGGACGAGGCCCCCUCGUGGGAGCGAGCGACGCCGAGGAUCAUCCAGCACCUGGUGCCGCACCUCGAGGCACUGCCGCCAGAGGCGCUGGCCGGCCUGCUGGCGUCGCUGGCUUCGGGGCCCAUCCCUGCCGCGGACCCUGGCGUGCUCGCGGCGGAGGGCGUG
Molecule: messenger RNA, 413 nt
Organism: Prorocentrum cordatum
Lineage: Eukaryota; Dinophyceae; Prorocentrales; Prorocentraceae
Source: the annotation of a GenBank genome assembly